AAUCCCACAAAAUAAAGCUGAGUGAGGGUUUUUUGCAGACCAUGGAGAAGAGUGACUCUAGUAGAAGAGAAACUAUGGAGAAGAACAGUAAGAAAACAAUGAACAUAGAGAAAUCUAUCACAACUGAGACUCAUGAGAAUCCCAAAAUUAACUACAGGGGAUGGAAAGCCAUGCCUUUUAUCAUUGGGAAUGAGACAUUUGAGAAGCUUGGAGCCAUCGGAACGUUGUCGAAUCUCUUGAUCUAUCUAACAACUGUGUUCAACAUGAAGAGCAUCACUGCUGCAACUAUCAUCAACAUCUUCAAUGGUACAACCAAUUUUGGUACCUUUAUUGGAGCUUUUCUUUGUGACACUUACUUCGGUCGCUACAAGACGCUUGGGUUCGCUACAGUCGCCUCCUUUUUGGGACUACUAGUUAUACAACUAACUGCCGCGAUCUCAUCGCUGCAUCCAAAACACUGCGGAAACGAUGAAAUUAGAUGCCAAGCACCGUCCGUGGGGCAAAUGGCGUUCUUAAUGUGUGGAUUUGGGCUGCUGAUUAUCGGAGCAGGCGGUGUGAGACCCUGCAAUCUGGCGUUUGGGGCAGACCAAUUUAACCCUGGAACGGAGGCCGGAAAACGGGGGAUUAAUAGUUUCUUCAAUUGGUAUUUCUUCACAUUCACUUUUGCACAGAUGGUGUCGUUGACACUAAUCAUCUAUGUGCAAUCCAAUAUCAGUUGGGCUCUUGGGUUAGGGAUUCCAGCAGCUUUGAUGCUUAUAUCUUGUGCACUCUUCUUCAUGGGUUCUAAAAUAUAUGUCAAAGUGAAAGCAACUGGUAGUCCAAUGACCAGUGUUGUGCAGGUUCUGGUGGUUUCCUUCAAGAAAAGACAUUUGAAGCCUCUGGAGCAACCUUGGGAAUCUCUUUUCCACUACAUCCCUAGCUCCUCUAUCAACUCUAAGCUUCCUUAUUCAGACCAAUUCAGAUUUCUUGACAAAGCAGCAAUUCGGACCCAAGAAGACGGAAUAAACCCGGAUGGUUCUCCGACUAAUCCUUGGAAACUUUGCAGCAUUCAGCAAGUGGAAGAAGUGAAAUGCUUGUUGAGAGUGAUUCCUAUUUGGGUAGCAGCAAUUUUCUACCAUAUUGCCAAUGUCCAACAACACACAUAUGUAGUGUUCCAAGCACUUCAAAUGGACAGAAGCCUUGGAAAAAGCAGCUUCAAGAUUCCGGCUGCAUCCUACAGUGUAUUUCUAAUGCUUAGCAUGACAAUCUGGAUACCAAUCUACGAUCGAAUCGUCGUCCCUUUCCUUCGAAGGAUCACCGGAAAACAAGGCGGGAUCACGCUUCUUCAAAGAAUGGGAGUAGGCAUGUUUCUGGCUGCAGUAACAAUGCUAGUAUCAGCCGCUGUGGAGGAGCGACGCCGGACUAUCGCGCUAACGGAACACACACUUGGAAUUGUUCCAAGAAGAGGAACCAUUUCAUCGAUGUCCGGGUUAUGGUUAAUUCCUCAGCUCACCAUAGCAGGAUUGUCCGAGGCGUUCGGGGCGAUCGGGCAAGUUGAGUUUUAUUACAAGCAAUUCCCUGAGAACAUGAGAAGCAUUGGUGGGUCAUUGUUCUUUUGUGGGAUGGCUGGUUCAAGUUACUUGAGUAGUCUACUGAUAACAAUCAUUCAUCAAGCCACAAAGGGAGCUCCAACUGGGAAUUGGUUACCAGAAGAUCUAAACAAGGGGAGAUUGGAUUACUUCUACUACUUGAUUGCUGCUCUGGAAUUCGUAAAUUUCGGAUACUUUUUAAUGUGUUCGAGAUGGUACAAGUACAAAGGAGGGAGAGACUCCAAUUCCAUUCAUGUUAAUGGAGAAAUGAAGGAACCAGAGAAGUCUUCAGUUUAAUCAAGUUAAUGGAGAUAGGAAGUAACUCACUUCAUAUGUGCUUGCAUAAAAUGUUAUAUUUAGUUAUAAUUAUUUUACGUUUAAUAGGUCAUUGUGUAAUUAUGUACCAUUUGGAUUGGGUGAUAGCGUAGUUGGUAGAUCUCUCUAAGUCAAACUAUAUGGACGGGGUAUGUCCUGAGUUUGAUUCUCAUUAAGAGUAAUACUCUAACGAUCAUAAACGGGCACUUGUGAUUUCUUUAUUAGUCGUCAAACCGGAUUAUUAUAGCUUUAAUUUUAAUUGUUCUUAAUUGAAAGAAAUAUAAGUACCAAAUAAAAGAGAAGUUAGAAAUUUUAUAUA
Tripterygium wilfordii is the source of this 2202-nucleotide messenger RNA. Its product is annotated as protein NRT1/ PTR FAMILY 2.9-like. Bases 42 to 1865 code for a protein of 607 amino acids. Gene Ontology annotation, molecular function: transmembrane transporter activity. NCBI's taxonomy places the organism in Eukaryota, Viridiplantae, Streptophyta, Magnoliopsida, Celastrales, Celastraceae. The record is from RefSeq and is a predicted model, not a curated record. The transcript is spliced from 4 exons. Gene Ontology annotation, biological process: transmembrane transport. Gene Ontology annotation, cellular component: plasma membrane.